AUGACACAACCUGUACUUUCAGGGAGACUGGCUAAAUGGGCUCUCCUCUUGUCAGAGUUUGACAUCACCUAUGUCCUACAGAAGGUUGUGAAAGGACAGACACUAGUAGACUUUCUUGCAGAUCACCCUAUUCCAGCAGAUUGGGAAUUCUCCGAAGACCUUCCUAAUGAAGAGGUUUUCUACAUAAACAUCUUACUAGCAUGGGUGAUAUUUUUUGAUGGAGCAGCAUGCAAAGAUGGUGCCAAUGCUGGUGUUGUAUUUGUCUUGCCACAAAGAGAAAUCCUCACAUACUCAUUUGUCUUAACUAAGCUUUUCUCUAACAACAUGGCGGAGUACCAAGCUUUAAUCAUUGGCUUACAAAUGGCUCUUAACUUGGAAAUCCACUACCUCACAAUCUAUGGGGGUUCGAAUUUUGUAAUCAACCAAUUGAAGACAGAGUAUGAGGUGCAUAAGGAUGACUUAGUUCCCUAUCACCAUUAUGCAAUCCAAUUACUGAAGGAGUUUGAGAAUGGUACCAUUGAACAUGUACCCAGAAGCGAAAAUAAGCAAGCAGAUGCCCUUGCCAAUCUAGUGGUAGUCUUACCACUCACAGGUGAUGAAGCAACAACAAUAUCCGUUUGUGCAAAAUGGGUUCUCCCCCCUAAGUUACCUCAAGAAGAGAUAGAGCAAAAAGCAAUGUGGCUUCUGUGUUCACUAUAG
Molecule: messenger RNA, 699 nt
Organism: Nelumbo nucifera (sacred lotus)
Lineage: Eukaryota; Viridiplantae; Streptophyta; Magnoliopsida; Proteales; Nelumbonaceae
Source: RefSeq, a predicted model, not a curated record